This is a messenger RNA of Adineta steineri, 924 nucleotides long. Lineage: Eukaryota; Metazoa; Rotifera; Eurotatoria; Adinetida; Adinetidae. The record is from the annotation of a GenBank genome assembly.
AUGACUACGAACAACAGUCAAAUUGGAAAUAGCCCAUCAACACCAUCGUUUGAAGAGAAUGCAAGUCAAUCUAAUAUUAAUCUGCUAUUAUUAUAUGAGAUUCAUAUAACAAAUGAAUCAACGCUACAAUUCAAUGAAAUUAAUAUGGUUCCAAGUCAAAUGCCAGCGAUUUCGAAUACUUCAGAACAUGAUAAUCUAACUCAAAGACGGGAAGUUCGACGAAGACGAGAACAACGAGAAUUACUGCAACAGGAACAAUUACAACAACAGCAACAGCAGAGGUAUUAUCAACAGCAGAGGUAUUAUCAACAGCAGAGGUAUUAUCAACAGCAAAGGUAUUAUCAACAGCAAAAUCGACAAAGAAGACAACAACAACAACAACAACAACAACAACAACAACAUCAAUGGUAUCACGAACCACGACGACGGCACUACAGAAACUUUUCGGAACGGUUCGAUUCAUUUGAAGAAUCAAUGGAUGAACUCGACAAGGAGCCACUUUUGGAAGCAUAUAUGUGGGAAAAAAUGGACCCAAAGGAACGAUGGGAACAAGAACAAAUAAAUGAAUUAGAAAAAACUCAUGUCAUCGAUCCAUUCGAACAAUUAAUAUUCAUGCAAGAUGAACUUGAACAAUCCGAACAAAUUGAUCGACUUCAGAGAUUACAAGAAGAGGAAGAACAAACUCAAUUGAAACAAUGGGAACAAGAACAAUUGAUGGAACAGAAUCGAGCUGAUAUUAUAGCAUAUGUAUCACAAGUAGAAGAUGAUAUUGAACAAUUAAAACAAAUUGAUGUUGUUCAAAAGAUGGGACGCGAUAUAGAUAGAAGAGAAUUACAACUGCGACAAAAAGAGUCCGAUGAUGUGGAAUUAUUUCAAUUGGAGCAAUGGGAAGAUAUUGUAUUCUUAGUUCAACAAUUAAAUUAA